UCAUAUGGUAGUCAAGGUACACAUGCACCAUCUGGGCAAAGGUUAAUAGUUUCAGUAAGGAGCAAACGUUCUUCAUUCUCUACGUCGCGAACAAGAUGUCGACGCAUAAAAAGAAGACAAGGAAGCUCCGUGGUCACGUGAGCCAUGGCCAUGGACGUAUAGGUAAACACAGGAAACAUCCUGGUGGACGUGGUAAUGCUGGUGGUUUGCACCAUCAUCGUAUCAACUUUGAUAAAUACCAUCCUGGUUACUUUGGAAAGCUUGGUAUGCGAAAUUAUCAUUUAAGGCGGAAUACGAAAUGGUGCCCCACCUUAAAUUUGGAUAAACUAUGGACAUUAGUUUCUGAACAAACCAGACUUAAGUAUAAGGAUUCAGAAAACAAAGUUCCAGUAAUUGAUUUGGUUAAAGCAGGAUAUUACAAACUUCUGGGUAAAGGACGACUUCCUAAACAACCAGUUAUUGUUAAGGCCAAAUUUUUCAGUAAACUGGCAGAAGACAAAAUUAAGGCAGUUGGAGGAGUUUGUGUUCUGUCUGCCUAAGCAUACUGGAACCGAAACGUUCAUCAACAAAUCUUCUGUACAUUCUAAUACGUUUAUAUUCUUAAUAAAUGUUAACAGAGAAAAAAAGAAAAA
Bombus terrestris (buff-tailed bumblebee) is the source of this 632-nucleotide messenger RNA. RefSeq names its product 60S ribosomal protein L27a (gene RpL27A). Gene Ontology annotation, molecular function: structural constituent of ribosome. The transcript is spliced from 6 exons. Gene Ontology annotation, biological process: translation. Gene Ontology annotation, cellular component: cytosolic large ribosomal subunit; ribosome. NCBI's taxonomy places the organism in Eukaryota, Metazoa, Arthropoda, Insecta, Hymenoptera, Apidae. Bases 96 to 539 code for a protein of 147 amino acids. The record is from RefSeq and is a predicted model, not a curated record.